This is a messenger RNA of Pipistrellus nathusii (Nathusius's pipistrelle), 732 nucleotides long. The record is from the annotation of a GenBank genome assembly. Lineage: Eukaryota; Metazoa; Chordata; Mammalia; Chiroptera; Vespertilionidae.
AUGACAGACUACGGCGAGGAGCAGCGCAACGAGCUGGAGGCUCUGGAGUCCAUCUACCCCGACUCCUUUACAGUAUUAUCAGAAAACCCUCCUAGUUUCACCAUUACUGUGACAUCCGAGGCUGGAGAAAAUGAUGAAACUGUACAGACUACCCUCAAGUUUACAUAUAGUGAGAAAUACCCAGAUGAAGCCCCCCUUUAUGAAAUAUUCUCCCAGGAAAAUCUAGAAGAUAAUGAUGUCACAAGCAUCUUAAAAUUAUUAGCAUUACAGGCAGAAGAAAACCUUGGUAUGGUGAUGAUCUUUACUUUGGUAACAGCUGUCCAAGAAAAAUUAAAUGAAAUAGUGGAUCAAAUAAAAACUAGAAGAGAAGAAGAAAAAAAACAAAAAGAAAAAGAAGCAGAAGAAGCCGAAAAGCAAUUAUUUCAUGGCACUCCUGUUACAAUUGAGAAUUUCUUAAGUUGGAAAGCCAAGUUUGAUGCAGAACUCUUGGAAAUUAAAAAGAAACGAAUGAAAGAAGAAGAACAAGCAGGAAAAAAUAAAUUAAGUGGGAAACAGCUAUUUGAAACAGAUCAUAAUCUUGACACAUCUGAUAUCCAGUUCUUGGAGGAUGCUGGAAACAAUGUGGAGGUAGAUGAGUCUUUGUUCCAGGAAAUGGAUGACUUGGAGCUGGAGGAUGACGAGGAUGAUCCAGACUACAAUCCUGCUGACCCAGAGAGCGACUUGACCGAUUGA